AUGAGUAGCAAGACCGAACCUCGUCCCUGUCGGCGAUGCAAGACGCCCACUGUCCUGACAGUAAGGAAGGAUCCCUUGUGCGAGACUUGCUAUGAGCAACACAUCGCCCAGCGGGUCAUCAAGCGCCUCGCUCAGCCAUACAAAGAUAUCAAGGAAAAUAUAGCCAGCACACCCGACGCGAAGGCAAAGUAUCUCCUCGGGCUCUCCUUCGGCGUCUCGUCGGCUUCACUGGUCCAGGUUCUCGAUAGGAAUCUGCAGGGUCUCAAGGACAAGAACCUACGUGUCGCGUACGAGGUGCACGUCGUCCAUAUUGAUACCGACCUCUUGGGGAAUACGCCCACGUCCUCGACCGAAGCCUCAGGGGCAAGCCAAGUACUAGAAAAGUACAAGGAGCAGUUCCCUAACAUGUCGAUGCAGACCGUGCCGCUGAGCGACGCCCUUGCGCUCGACACGAUAGACUGGUCCGUUCUGCCUGCGCUGCAGACGGACCUGGCCCCCGCACUGCAGCUCAAGCGUCUUCUCGAGGCCCUUCCCUCCGUCACGUCGCGGGUAGAUAUCUCGAGGCUUCUGGUGCGACAUCUUCUUUUGUCGUUGGCGCUGAACAGCGGGUGCCACGCGUUGAUGCUGGGGUGCACCACGACCGCCCUCGCCGAGCUGACGCUCGCGGAGACGGCCAAGGGACGUGGGUUUGCGGUGCCGUGGCAAGUCAGCGAUGGUCCCGUCCCUGUUACGACGUUCUCGAGGCAGAGCACGGAGGGUGAGGUUGCUGAGGCCAAGGAGACGUCGACGAUUCCGGUUUAUUAUCUUCUCCGAGACGUCUUCCGGCGGGAGGUCAUCACGUAUGCUGGCUUGACCAAGCCGCCUAUCAAGGAUCUCGUCCAAGAUGCCGGGCCGGCCAGCAGCACCAUUGUUUCGCACAAGGAGCUUAGCAUCGAGGAUGUCAUGGCACGUUAUUUUGAAGAGGUAGAGGAAAGCUAUCCGUCCGUCGUCGCCAAUGUGGUACGCACGAGCGGCAAGCUUACGCGUGAGAACGACGGCGACGCAUGUGCUGUCUGUGGCAUGGACAUGGAUGCACAGGGAGAUGCCAGGUGGAAAGGCGAGAUUGGAGAGGACCCCGAUGACGACAGGAGAAAGCAGACUGCAGGACGUCUAUGUUACGGGUGUGAACGGUCUAUAUAUGGAUAG
Messenger RNA from Colletotrichum higginsianum IMI 349063, 1185 nucleotides. RefSeq names its product Cytoplasmic tRNA 2-thiolation protein 2. Gene Ontology annotation, molecular function: sulfurtransferase activity; tRNA binding. Lineage: Eukaryota; Fungi; Ascomycota; Sordariomycetes; Glomerellales; Glomerellaceae. Gene Ontology annotation, biological process: tRNA wobble position uridine thiolation. The record is from RefSeq and is a predicted model, not a curated record. Bases 1 to 1185 code for a protein of 394 amino acids. The transcript is spliced from 2 exons. Gene Ontology annotation, cellular component: cytosol.